This is a messenger RNA of Aspergillus terreus NIH2624, 939 nucleotides long. RefSeq lists its product as uncharacterized. Bases 1 to 939 code for a protein of 312 amino acids. The transcript has 2 exons. The record is from RefSeq and is a predicted model, not a curated record. Lineage: Eukaryota; Fungi; Ascomycota; Eurotiomycetes; Eurotiales; Aspergillaceae.
AUGUCUCAUUUCGGACCUAUACCAAGGUACGAAACCAAUAUCAGGCGAGCGACAUUCGAGUCUGACUGUCUGGAGAACCUCUAUGCUAGCCAGCUCCUCGCCAUACUCGUCCUGACCUGUUCCAAAGCAGCCGUCGUUCUCCUAGUCCUAUCGCUGAAGCCAUUUGAGAAGAUCAAAUACGCAUGCAAUGUCGCGCUUGGUGCGAUUGGAGUAUGGGCAUUGGCGAGCUUGAUAGGGCUAGGGGUGCAAUGCAAGCAGCCCGAGCCGUGGCAUUUCAGCUCCGAGCGAUGCGCUCAUCAGCACGCUCUAUACAUCGGGCUGGCCAUUGUUCAUAUAAUUCUGGACAUGGCCGUGAUCGUUCUGCCGGUCACCCUUCUGUGGACUGUACGAAUGAUCCAGUGGAGACGAUACCAAAUCUCCGCGCUCUUCGCAAUUCGUCUUAUUGUUCCUGCGCUCACAAUUCCCGGCCUACUCUCUCUUCGCCCUGUCUUUAACGCGACACCACCGGAUCCAUCAUGGCACGCUCUCAUGCCUGCAAUCUGGCUCCAACUCGUUCUCAGUACUUCGAUCGUCUGCAACUGCAUCCCGCCGUUGAGGCGUGUUCUGGCUGACCUGCAAACGGGAAUGAUGGCCGGUACCGUGACCGAGUUCUUCGAGUAUUCAGUCUCAGGCGGACGCUCGAAUAUUACGGGUGAUAGAUCGGGAUCCAGAUCUGGUAGCCAGAUAGGCCCGAAGAAAUCACGAUCCCGACGCUCAAAGAGUCGAAAUAUAUUCCAAGGGAGCUCUGCUGUGCACAGCAUGGAUCGAAGGGAGAGCCAGAGGAACCUACGUGAGGAUGUGAUUUUGCAGACUAUAGACUACGAGGUCCAUUACGAUGGGAUCCGGCGGACUAGGACUUCUCCCAGCUGCGAGGAAGAAUCUUUUCGAAGCGAUGUUUGA